CCCGCUCGCUCUCCCGCACGGCACCACCACCGCUACUCCACACCACACCAGCUGCGCCCCCGCGCGGACGCGCCGCGCCCCGUGCCGGGGCUUUCCCAUCCUUUCCACGCUGUCGCCGCGCGCUCUCUCCUGCGCUGCUCCGUCCGACCGUCCCCCCAUUCCGGCGUUCACACCGCCUGCUCAGCCUCGCGUCUUACAAAGAGGCGUGGGUGCGCACCCUCCGAUUGCCCCUGAGAGGCGGCACGGCGGAGGGAGCGGCGGCGGCGGUGCGAGAAGCUGCUCGUGUGUCGUGUCGGCGACUCGAGGGGGGGGGGGGGGGGACAUGAGCUGCCUGGGCUGGUUCAAGCGGAGGUCGAGGAGCGACGGGGCGUCGUCGGGGAAGCGCGGGGCGUCGGCGUCGGCGUCGUCCGGCCCGGCGACCGCCACCGCGACGACCACCACGGUGUCGGGGGUGAGCACGAGCCGGUCGGACGACUCCGGCGCGGUGCGGCCGGUGAGCAAGUCGGCGGGGUCGGCCGCCUCGUCGCAGUCGCAGCGGAGCAUCUCGUCGCUGUACGAGGAGCGGGGCCACGGCCAGCUGCGGGUGUUCGACUACCAGGAGCUCCAGGCCGCCACCGCCGACUUCGGCCGCGCGCAGAAGCUCGGCGAGGGCGGCUUCGGCAGCGUCUACAAGGGCUUCGUCCGCGCGGCCGACGGCAGGGGGGACCGCAUCCCCGUCGCCGUCAAGAAGCUCAACCAGCGCGGCCUGCAGGGACAUAAGCAGUGGUUGGCAGAAGUACAAUUUCUUGGUGUUCUGGAGCACCCAAAUCUUGUAAAGUUACUUGGAUAUUGUGCUGUUGACUCCGAAAGAGGGGCACAAAGAUUGUUGGUCUAUGAGUUUAUGCCGAACAAGAGCUUGGAAGACCACUUGUUCAGGCGAGCUAAUCCUCCUCUAUCGUGGAACAAAAGGCUUCAGGUUAUCUUGGGUGCUGCAGAAGGAUUGGCCUACCUGCAUCAGGGGGUAGAAGUCCAGGUAAUCUACCGGGACUUCAAGACGUCGAACAUUUUACUGGACAAGGACUUCAGAGCCAAGCUGUCAGACUUCGGGCUAGCCCGGGAAGGACCAACUGGAGCAAACACCCACGUCUCAACUGCGGUCGUCGGGACGCAAGGGUACGCGGCGCCGGAGUACGUCGACUCGGGGCACCUGACGGCGAAGAGCGACGUGUUCAGCUUCGGCGUGGUGCUGUACGAGAUCCUGACGGGGCGGCGGUCCCUGGACCGCAACAAGCCGGCGGCGGAGCAGAAGAUGCUGGAGUGGGUGGCCCAGUUCCCGCCGGACAGCCGCAACUUCCGGAUGAUCAUGGACCCCAGGCUCCGCGGCGAGUACUCGGCCAAGGCCGCGCGGGAGAUCGCCAAGCUGGCCGACAGCUGCCUGCUCAAGACCGCCAAGGAGCGGCCCACCAUGGGCGAGGUGGUCGAGGUGCUCCGGCGCGCCGUGCAGGCGGCCGAGCCGGAUAGCCGGUCGGCACCCGGUUCCGGCGCCGUCAGGGGGAAGAGAGGCGACGCGGCCGCGCCGUCCAGGAGGUGAUUGCUAUUUCUAUGCUGCUACGGUGUCAUCGCCGGCAACGGCAAAGGCUCUGGUUGGCUUGAGGCCAUGUUUAGAUGAAACACAAAUUUUUUUUCGAUGGAAUCUUGCUAAUUUGAAGUACUAAAUGAAGUCUAUUUACAAAACUUUUUGCACAGAUGGGUUGUAAAUCACGAGAAGAAUCUAAUGAUACUAAUUAAUCCAUGAUUAAUCCAUAAUUAGCGGAUGGUUACUGUAGCAUCAUUGUUGCAAAUCAUGAAUUAAGUAGGCUCAUUAGAUUUGUCUCGCAAUUUACAACCCAUCCAUACAAAAAGUUUUAUAAAUAUACUUCAUUGAGUACUUCAUGCAUGUGUACAAACAUUCGAUGUGAUUUUUUUUUUUUGCGUUUACUAGUUGUGAUCUAAACAGCCCUGAGACUCGAAGUUGGUCAUGGAAGGGAGACUGAAAUGCGGCUGUCGUCAGACAUGACACUGACAGCACACACAGUGUUAGUUUUGGGUGUGUGUCGGUGAGUGGCGGGGGGCUUACAAAUAUUUUUCGGGCACAUUACUUGGACAACUUGUGUACAUAGAGACGAUUAGGCGGAUUGGAGUUUUCCUUUCCCUUUCGAAAGUGAGAUUUUAGAAGAAUUUUGCACUGGCUCUUAAAAAGAAUGAAUUUCGCAC
This is a messenger RNA of Panicum virgatum (switchgrass), 2232 nucleotides long. Its product is annotated as probable serine/threonine-protein kinase PBL19. The transcript has 4 exons. Gene Ontology annotation, molecular function: protein kinase activity; ATP binding. Lineage: Eukaryota; Viridiplantae; Streptophyta; Magnoliopsida; Poales; Poaceae. The record is from RefSeq and is a predicted model, not a curated record. Gene Ontology annotation, biological process: protein phosphorylation. Bases 323 to 1570 code for a protein of 415 amino acids.